This is a messenger RNA of Photinus pyralis (common eastern firefly), 1766 nucleotides long. RefSeq names its product retinal dehydrogenase 1-like. The record is from RefSeq and is a predicted model, not a curated record. NCBI's taxonomy places the organism in Eukaryota, Metazoa, Arthropoda, Insecta, Coleoptera, Lampyridae. The transcript has 11 exons. Bases 218 to 1678 code for a protein of 486 amino acids. Gene Ontology annotation, molecular function: aldehyde dehydrogenase (NAD+) activity.
AACUACAGAACCAGCUUUCGCAAAAGAUGACAGCAAAAACCUUUAGGUAGUAUACUUCGUAUCACGAUCACAGUAAGUUAAUUGAAGUGACAUUCGUGACUUUUGAUAAUUCGACCCCCUCUACUAUCAUAUCGUGAGUGUUAUCGAACGAAUUUAAAGGAACGAUAAAUAUUUGGGGAUUACUUUGUAAUAGAAGUGACUUGAAACACAUUCUACAAUGGCUCAUAGAUCGAAUCCACCCAUCAAAUACACCAAGUUAUUUAUAAAUAACGAGUUUGUGGAUGCUGUUAGUAAGAAAACUUUUCCAGUUCUCAAUCCUGCAACAGGCAAAAAAAUUGCUGACAUCGCAGAAGCUGACAAGGAAGAUGUCAAUAAAGCAGUCGCAGCUGCCAAAGCAGCCUUUGAACGCAAUUCCGAAUGGAGAACUAUGUCGCCGGCUUCAAGAGGUGAACUGAUACUGAAGCUUGCGGACCUAAUGAAACGCGACAAGGAGUAUUUAGCUGCCUUAGAGUCGUUGGACAAUGGUAAAACCUACAAAAACGCACUUCACGAUGUGGGAUUUUCUAUUGAUGUGCUGAAGUAUUACGCAGGAUACUGCGAUAAAAUUCACGGAAGUACAAUUCCCUCUGAUGGCAAUUUUAUGACCAUGACAAUUAAAGAACCAGUGGGUGUUGUUGGACAGAUAAUUCCGUGGAAUUAUCCUCUUGGGAUGGUGGCGUGGAAAUGGGCGCCAGCCUUGGCCACGGGAUGCACGGUUGUUCUCAAGCCAGCUGAACAAACACCUUUGACAGCUCUCGUACUCGCUGCAUUGGCAAAGGAGGCUGGAUUUCCAAAAGGAGUAGUAAAUGUACUUCCAGGAUAUGGGCCAACCGCAGGCGGUGCGAUUGUUCAACAUCCAGGCAUUAAUAAAGUUGCUUUUACUGGAUCUACUGAAGUUGGCAACAAAAUUAUGGAAGGUGUUGGUCAAAGCAAUCUGAAGCGCGUGUCACUUGAACUUGGAGGAAAGAGUCCUCUUGUUAUAUUUGAUGAUGUAGAUGUUGAUAGGGCUGUUGAAAUUGCUUAUGGAGCAUGUUUCUCUAACCAUGGACAAAAUUGUUGCGCGGGAUCACGCACAUACGUGCAGGCUGGUAUUUAUGAUGAAUUUGUUAAGAAAGCUGCAGAAAAGGCAAAGCGUACGAAAGUAGGUGAUCCAUUCGCUGAAGAUACCGUGCAAGGUCCUCAGGUAAAUCAAGAGAUGCUUGAUAAAGUUUUAAGACUGAUAGAAAGUGGAAAAAAGGAAGGUGCUCAUCUUCAAACCGGAGGUUGUCGCAAAGGAAAUGAAGGCUACUUUGUUGAACCAACCGUAUUUUCCGAUGUUAAAGACGACAUGACAAUUGCAAGAGAAGAGAUUUUUGGUCCAGUACAAAGCAUUUUAAAGUUUGAGACCUUGGAAGAAGUUAUUAAAAGAGCUAAUGAUACGACCUACGGUUUAGCGGCGGGAGGAUUGACAAACAACAUUACAACUGCUCUUGCUUACGCCAAAUCCGUGAGAGCUGGAUCUGUGUGGGUUAACUGUUACCACGCUUUCUCACCCCAGGCGCCAUUCGGAGGAUUUAAACAAUCUGGAAUAGGAAGAGAGUUGGGAGAAGAAGGACUCAAAGAGUACUUAGAAUUGAAAACCGUAUCAAUAAAAGUGUAAUCGUUUAUCCUCGCGUUUAUCACACCAUUUUCUCUAAAUGUAUGUUUUAUAAUGUAAAACCUACUGAUUAAAACUAAUGAAUUGGAAA